GAGGGGAUGAAGACAGGGACUUGGCCUUUGUUACUAAUGCGAAACAAUGAGUUUUUAGGUCGGGAGUACGCGGAAAGCUACCUUGUCUGUGGGUGAUAAUGGUCCGGAGAAUUGGUGUAGGUCGACCCAGAUGCCUCCUUGCUUUACUACCCUUCUGAGUACUUUGUUUUUUUCCCUUGUCACCUUAAAUAUAAUUUUUACCAAACUUUUUUCCAGAGAGAGGCUAGCAACUGGGGUCAGAACCUGGAUUCUUAACUUUGGAGAAGUUGCAAACUCCUUUCAAAAUCUAAUAAUAGCUACAAAGGUAGUAACAGACGUGGAUGGAAUCCCUCCAGCCAGAGAUACUCCAGUGUUAUCCAGCCGUCCAGCUUCUCCAAAUCCACACCAUGGGGGGGCAGCAGAGAUCAAGAAAAGCCAUCUUUCAGUUCUUCGGAUUCUGGAGCUUCAAAUAGCAGGAACAGGGGGUUUGGACUAUCCCAGAAUCCGUUUGCUUCACCCAGCUCUGAUGAGCAGAAAGAUGAAAAGAAACUUCUAGAAGGAAUUAUAAAAGAUAUGGAAGUUUGGGAGUCAUCAGGGCAGUGGAUGUUUUCUGUUUAUUCGCCAGUGAAAAAGAAGCCUAAUAUUUCAGGUUUUACAGACAUUUCACCAGAGGAAUUGAGGCUUGAAUACCAUAACUACUUAACCAGCAAUAACUUACAGAGUUAUCUAAAUUCCCUCCAACAGUUAAUAAAUCAGUGGAGAAACAGAGUAAAUGAACUGAAAAAUCUAAAUACAUCAGCUAACAUAGCUUCGCUCUCAGAUGUAAAGGGUGGAGUAAAUCAAGCAGCAGCUACAUUUGGAUUUGGCAGUAUGCAAGGAAUAGCAUUUGGGCCACCAGGUUUUCCAGUGCAUAACAGCAGCAGUGCUAAUGCUCAGAAUUUUAGUUUUAAACCAAGCUCUGGAUUUGCCUCUGCCGCUUCUGGAAGUCCUUCUGUGUUUGGGAAUACUCCAGCGUUUGGAGCCGCACCCCCUGCCAGUUCUGCCAUCACUACUUCCACUCCAACAUUUGGAUUUGGGAAACCUGCAAUCACAUCUCCUGCUUCAUUUUCUUUUAAAAGUCCUGCAGCUUCUGGUUUUGGAUCACCUGGAUUUUCAGGAUUUCCAGCUCCCAUGACAGCAGGCUCUGUUGGAGCCCCAGCCUUUGGAAGUGGCAAUUCUGUGGCUGGUUUUGGUAAUCUAGGCUCACAUUCUCACAGUGCUUUUUCCAAGUCAUCCAGUGACACCUUUGGAAAUAGCAGCAUAUCCACCUCUUUACCAGUCUCAAAUGGCAGCAUCACAACAGAUAAUGUGUUAUUCACACCCAAGGAUCAACUAACAGCAGAAGAACUGGAGCAGUUUCAAUCCAAGAAAUUUACUCUGGGAAAAAUUCCAUUAAAGCCACCACCUGUGGAACUUCUAAAUAUUUGAAAGGACAAUUUUAAAUACAGAAAAGAACAGCUCUUAAAGUUGUUUUGAGUGGUUCAUAUAUAAUUUCUCUGAGUGGUUCAAAUAUAUACGUAUAUAUGUACAUAUAUACGUUUAAGGAAUAUAAGCUUUCAAUAGUAACUUCAGGGGUUUUGAAAUUCAAUAUUUUUUUCAUAAAAAAUACUCGAGGUUUUUUUUUUUACUUUAAUUAUGAAUGGAACUGGAAAAACUGUCAGUGUGCACUGAAUAAAGUGCUUUUCUCAUUCUACGUCACUUUACUGUCAUACCCUUUAAAGGUUUACCUGUAAACAUUUUUUUUUUAGGAAGGAGAUCUUUCCUAAAGCCAUUAGGGGAAAAAAUGCUUAAAUAUGUAGCUUAUUUACCAAAUAAACAUCAGUAGCAUCACUUUCCUUAA
Messenger RNA from Felis catus (domestic cat), 1858 nucleotides. RefSeq names its product nucleoporin 42 (gene NUP42). The record is from RefSeq and is a predicted model, not a curated record. The transcript is spliced from 7 exons. The coding region runs from base 553 to 1446 and encodes 297 amino acids. Gene Ontology annotation, molecular function: metal ion binding; nuclear export signal receptor activity. Gene Ontology annotation, cellular component: nuclear envelope. Lineage: Eukaryota; Metazoa; Chordata; Mammalia; Carnivora; Felidae.